Molecule: messenger RNA, 5717 nt
Organism: Topomyia yanbarensis
Lineage: Eukaryota; Metazoa; Arthropoda; Insecta; Diptera; Culicidae
Product: proton-coupled amino acid transporter-like protein CG1139
Exons: 2
Coding region: 3864-5294 (476 amino acids)
Biological process (GO): amino acid transmembrane transport
Cellular component (GO): vacuolar membrane
Molecular function (GO): amino acid transmembrane transporter activity
Source: RefSeq, a predicted model, not a curated record
AAGAUGAAAUUGUAGUUAUCUUCGCCAAUAGUUGUAAACGAUCAUCGCUAUGGUGAGGAAUGGUUUGCUGAUUCGUUUAUUCGUCAUUCACUUCAUAGCUUCAUCGUGCAGUUCAUUCGGUCGCCCGAUGAGUAGCAAUGCAAGAACGUAUGGAUAAGGCAUUCGGAUAAACACGGAUUGGCCGUCGGCUUCAUUCUUGGGUGAAUAUCAACAGCAACUUGAAUAUAAGAGCGAAGAACGAUAUGGGACGAAUGCAACUGAUUCAUAUUCACCGGGCUUCGUUGCGAUGAAGAUUCUAAAGCAACAUUGGAUGAGACAGGCGAAUGUCGCCCACUAAAAUACUGAUUUAGGCCAAUUGUGAUUCUGAAUAUUAUAUUCGUUGUACGGUUCAGGUAUGUGCGGGCGUAGCGACUCGCGAUCGGGUGUAUCAUCGCGAAGGGGCUCGAACAUUUACACGUUAACGUGUUCGAUCGCGUGUGCGUUUGUAUGUCGCGUGUGCUAACGUGUACCGUGAAUCUGAUACUUAAUUUUGCGUGUACGGUUCAGAUUCCAGAAGAAAGUGGGUUCUUCCAUAUCAUUAGAGUUCCCAGUCAUGUCGCCGUAGAACGUGUGGUCUAGUGGAUAUGAGCUUUAUUUUUUUGAUUGGUUGAUCCAACUGAAUGCAUGGACCUAAGUUGCUAGAAUGAAGGACGUGACCGUUUGCGGGUUCGUGUUUGAGACCGCGUUUGUAACUUCGUAAGUACUAAAACGUUCACAUAACUACCGGAGUGUUAUCAAGUUUGCGUGAUCGCGGGCAUAGGUGUGCGUAGAUUAUCGCGAAGGACUUGAGCGUUCGUAUGUUGACGUGUUUGUCGCGUGUAUAAAUUCGAUUUUGAAACCCUACGGCCAAUCAUAUAUUCGCGGACCGUCAUUCUCAUAUUUAGUUUUCGGUGUACGGAUCACAUUCUGACAGGGAGUGAGUUACGUUUUGUCUAGUGGAUAUGGGAGUUAUUUUUUCUUAAUUUUUCAAUUUUAUUUUUUUAUUAAUGAAUAUGGACCUAGACGGUUAGUACCGAGGAUAGAGACUUCCGGACGAUUUCGACUCAUGAUGACGCGAGCGCGGGAGUUUGUAGGUCGACGCUUGAGAUCGCAUUGGUAAGUUUAUAAGUGCUGAGACGUUCACCGUUAUCACCGGGGUGUAAUCAUUUUUGCGAAUUCGUGGGUGUAGGUUGCUUGGAAAAUCGCGAGGGGCUCUAACGUUUGUACGCUGACGUGAUUUUGUAACAUAUUUGCAUGUGUUCUUGAAUAGUCGCGCGAACCGUGAGUCUGAUAUAAAAUUUUCGGUGUGCGGUUAGAAUCCUGGCAGAGUGGGAUCCCUUAUAUCGAUAGGGUUCUCGGUCAUGUCACCAUGAGACGUGUUGUCUAAUAGGCAUGAGAGUAUUUUCUUAAUUGGUCCAGCUGAAGGCAUGAACCUAGGCUUCUAGGAUCCAGGAUAGACCUCCGGACGUGACCGAUUCGUAAUCGCGCGCGGUUUCCGCUUGAGACCUCGUUUGAAAAUGUGUGAGUGUUAAGACGUUCACUAUCACCAUCUUUGCUGACCCGGCUGAAGGCGGGUGUAGAAUGUAUAGGACCCGAAAAGAAGAAAUAAAAGACAAUAUAUGAGAGACGUAAUAGAUUAGAUAGGUACAAGAUACACCUGAAGUUAUGAUCAUCACAUGAAAGACAUACAUUAGUACUUCAAACUCUACCAAUACUUGAAUGAAUCUAUUCGUUACUGGUUGAUUGUUGGUUAUGAGCGGGUAAAUAGAGGAAAGGUAUAGAACAGAAAAAGGCUCACAUCAGCCCUCCCGGCCUCCUCGAUACACCACUAUCGAGGCGUAUUGUAAUCAACAUCUUGAAGUGGGUUUCUUAUACAAAUCAAAUCCUGAGUAGUCAUAAUGAUUGGUGGAUUAUUAACAUGAGAACUAAUUAACCUCCAGUAGUAGAACUUGGUGCAAAUAGAAACUAAAAAGAGCGAAGGUCCUUAUAUUUAGAUAACUCUAUUGCAUCUAUUGUGGCUUGAUGAUGUUUACAAUACCGUCAAUCCCAACAACCUGAGAGAGGGAAAACCCUGCAAAACUUGAAUUUUGAAAUAAUAGUCAUCAGCUUUCGAGCCUCAGUCAUCUUUUCUAUACCAAAAAAUAUUUCUACUGAUAAAGCGUCAUGAAAAGUCCCCCACAUUUCGUUUAGAUGUUUCAUUCUGUAUUUCAAAAUGACACGGACGCAAUGUUUGUUAUAGGUAACAUGUCUAGCGCCCAUUUUUCAAUUUUGAAUAUGCAACGAUAACCUUUUUUUUUGAUAACCUGUAAAAAAGUUUAUUAUCUGGCAAGGAAUCUGCAACUGGCAGCACAAUUAGAAAUUUGACCGUUGCGCUGAUUAUUGCAAACUAAGUUAACCAUGGAAAAAGUUUAAAUGAAUAAUACUUAAUGCAAUAAACAACGAUUACAAUUUUUUUCGAUCUAUUUUACCGAAAUUAAACAUUGUUAUUUCACUGAAACUGUGAAAAUCGUAAUAUUUUCAAGUGACUCGUGCCAGUAGUUCACGUUGGAAUUUUAAUGAAAAAAUCGCUUAAAUUUCUUAUUUUUGGUUAUAUUUUUCAAAUCCGGUUGGGGCUUUAUCGCACUAAAAACUUUUCUUUUGACCACUCUAAUGAGUACAAAUUUAAUCGAAAUCUCCACUCCAAUUCGAACAUGUACCGUUCAAGCGUAACCAACCAACAAAUCCCAGAACAAAAAGAAACAGAAUAAAUUCAACUUUGCUCAGACUACCGCAAAAACUCUUUAUCGGAAGUGGCGAGAUAACAGGGAGUCGACAGGUUAAGAAUAGAACACGACUGAUUACCCGCUCUCGCAACCAGUUCCAACCGACCCAACCAAUCAACCGCACAGCCAACUAUGAUGGACAGUGCGUCGAGCAAAAUCUCCCCUCAAGAAAGUGCUAAUCUCGUGCCACACUGUCAUUUUCGCUGUGCGAGCGAGCACAAACGCAGCGGCACAUGCUUUGAUUAAACCCAACUUAGCUUGCCUUGAACCUAUCUCUUUGCAUCUAUCUCUGUCUUAAAAAAAAAAACAAGGAAGACUCCAAAUGCCGCUACCUUUACCUCUGCCAAAAAAUCGAUCCAAAAAAAAAAACAACAACAACAAACUGAAAUCGCAGUCCAUGCAAUAAAGCCUAAUUGACAGUGAUAAGAAGCGAGGCGCCGCCGCUUGCUGCGAUCGACAUGCGUUAAGACAUGUGUGUACUUUUUUUCGCCUUCUUUUUCCAGGCCAGGUUGCGUGGUUGCCCGGCGACGACGACGCUGGUAGUGGCGGCAACCGAAGACGUGCCCGAUCGUAGAUCAGGAAAUUUCGGUGCCGUCACGACGCCGGAAAGAGUGAUAAGAAAAGCGCACGUCUUUCCCGUUCGGGGCAAAGCAAGAACCAAAACAAUAUCCCCUCCGUUAUCUCGCUUGGAUGCUGCUGGUUACUUCUGGAUUUUUGGUUCCGAUUACGUACGGCUCAGUUCGAACGUGGAUGACGCAGUAGAAUUGGGCGCCCCGGAAUCGAUAAGUUGACGAGCGGCACCAGCUACGAUCAGUGUUGAUCACAACUUCGAAGCAAUCGGACAGGAUCCUCUCUUCUAGCAGCAGCUGUCGGGAAAAGUGAAGAAAAGAAAUUGACUUGUUUGUUCUUAGGAAACUGUUGCAGUGAAGCGCUAGCUAACGUUGGAACUUGUUAAAAACCGUGUUUGUCUUACCAGCAAAUGUAUAUCAAGUGUUCUCUAGUGAAGAAUCUAACCGGAAGAAUAGCUGCACGGUUCUACUGGGUCGUCGUUCUUGACAAGGGUUAAACUCAGCAUUUAAAAAAAUGGCACCGAAUGUACACGAUCUUGAGACUGCUCCAUUGCUGGAUGAAAACAGUAACGACCAGAGAUUGAAGCCGUCACCUUUGGAUACCCCCUUGAGUGGUAGCCCCAACAAAACCCAGUUCUACGGUUCUACGACCAAUCAAUGGCAGAAAAUAGUUCGCUACGAUCCACUACAGCACCGAAAACUGGACAAUCCAACCACCAACCUGGACACGCUGAUGCACAUGUUGAACGGAAACCUCGGCACCGGAAUCCUAGCGAUGCCAAAUGCGUUCAAAAACUCCGGCCUCUACGUAGGAUUUUUCGGAAUCUUUAUCAUGGGAGUGAUCUGUACCCACAGUAUGCACAUUCUGGUUAGGUGUUCCCACGAACUCUGCCGGCGCUAUCAGGUUCCUUCGAUAUCCUUCUCGGAAAUGGGCCGCUAUGCCUUCGAGUCCGGUCCGAAUGCUCUGUACCGGCUCGGUCGCCUGGUUGGUGUCCUGAUCAACUGCUUCCUCAUGGUGAUGCAGAUUGGUUUUUGCUGUGUGUACUACCUCUUCGUAGCCGUCAAUCUGUGUGACUUCCUGGCCUAUCUAUCGAUCCAGGUUGACGUCCUCACCGUGCUACUGUGCUUGCUGGUCCCACUGACGGCGAUGAAUAUGAUCCGAACGCUGAAAUAUCUUACGCCGACUUCGCUGGUAGCGUCCGUACUGGCGAUCUCCGGAAUCACGAUCGCGUUUAUGUUUCUACUGCAGGAUCUACCGCACAGCAGCUCGGUGGCGCCGAUAUCCGAGUGGAGCACGAUGCCACUGUACUUCGGAACGGCCAUGUAUGCUUUCGAAGGAAUCGGUGUUAUUCUGCCGCUGGAAAACAAUAUGAAAACGCCGAAGGAUUUCUGCCGGUGGAACGGAGUGCUGAACACCGGUAUGACCAUCGUCAUCUGUCUGUACUCGUCGGUUGGAUUCUACGGAUAUCUCAAGUACGGUGAUGACGCACAGGGUAGUAUCACGUUGAACCUGCCCAACGAAGAAUUGUUGGCGCAGCUGGUCCGGUUGCUAAUGGCAACGGCCGUGUUCGCAUCCUACGCGCUACAGUUCUACGUCCCCAUGACCAUCGUAGGACCGGCGGUACGCAGCUGGUUCGAUUCUCAGAGCGCUCAGAGUGCAGCCGAAUACACCGCCCGGAUUGCACUGGUUCUGUUGACCUUCACCCUGGCAGCGAUCAUUCCGAAUUUGGGUGCCUUCAUCUCGCUGGUUGGUGCCAUCAGUACUUCGAUGCUGGCCCUGGUUUUUCCGCCGCUAAUCGAAAUCAUCACCUACUGGCCGGGUCGGAAGUACGGUCCCGGAAACUGGAUCCUUUGGAAAGAUAUCGCUAUCUGUUUGUUCGGAUUGUUUGGGUUCUUCAUCGGGACCAGUACGAGUCUGGUGGAAAUCGUCACGCACUGGGAAUAGUGUGUUGAAGUGUUGUUAAUUUAAGUGAUUUAACCGCAUAGUGUUCGUUAUAGUGUAGGUUCCUUCGGAAGGGAAAGGCAAUCGCGUUGCCUUAAAAUCGUGCCAAAAUGCGCUUGAUCCGAGUGAGCAUCCCUCCGGAUGCAACGAUACUGGCGAACAGAUGGAAGGGGGUGUUGCCAGAAUCGCGCGAACUUAUUUGUGAUAGUAUAGGUAAACUGCUCCUGUGAGGCUAGGUUUUAUUGAUUAGAGGGAACUAAUCGAGGUAGGCUUGGUGUUUUUGACGAUAUGAGUAAAGUAUAUUUAUUGUUUUGUAAAGUCGAUAGUGAAGUUACUCUUUCAAACAGAUGGAAAACUAUACCAAUAAUGUUUAAAAGUGAAUUUAUUGUUAUUUUAUAACUUGAAUAUAAAAUGGAUUACCAAUCA